AUGACUUCAUCGCGGCCGGCCAUCGUUGUGAUUACUAGCCCGCAUCCGCCAGCACCACCUGCGCCUCCCGCACCUCCUGCCCCGCCUGCUCCACCGGCGCCGCCUGCGCCACCCGUGUUUCGCCCGGGUUUCGUUUCCCACCAGGACCGGCCUCUCUUCGAGCCCCCGGACGAGGAGGGCUUUCCCGCGCCAGAAGACGUCAGCGAAAACCGCGAUGAGACCGACGAGGCGGCCUACGGUGUUGGCGACUUCCCCAUCCCCACCUUUCCCGAAGACCUCGUCGAGGUGGGAGAGGACGUCCACUCCUCCCCCUUGGUGGAUGAGUGGGUCAACCCCCUCUACACCACGACUGCUGACGACGAGGAAGCUGCCCGGGAGGCGGACGACGAGGACUGUGGGGACAUGCCCGCGGAGGAGGAGGAGGCGGAGGAGGAGGAGGAGGAGGAGGAGGAGGAGGAGGAGGAGGAGGAGGAGGAGGAGGAGGAGGAGGAGGAGGAGGAGGAGGAGGAGGCCGAGAUGGAGGCGGAGGAGGAGGAGGAGGAGGAGGAGAUCGAGGGGGAGGCAGAGUGGGGAGACGUGGAGGAGGACGAUGUGGAGUAG
Closterium sp. Naga37s-1 is the source of this 600-nucleotide messenger RNA. Lineage: Eukaryota; Viridiplantae; Streptophyta; Zygnematophyceae; Desmidiales; Closteriaceae. The record is from the annotation of a GenBank genome assembly.